GUAGCCUGGGCUGUUUUGAAUUCCGUCCCGCUUUUCGAACUUUACGUGGCGCCUCGUCGGUAAAAUGUCGCAUUUUUCCUCCAGGAACGUAUAACAAGUGAACCGGGAUCAUGGACUCAUUCGCGGGGGACGACGUGACGCUCCCCGUUGAUAUCAACGGAAGCUGCAGACUGCCAGACUCCAUAAAUGCUGGAGAUUAUUCUACAGACAGCAUGACAGCGCCGUCCUUUCCUGAAAAGAUGUCGCCUAUCAAAGCUCUCACCAUGAAGGACUAUGAGAAUCAAAUCACAGCUCUGAAGAAAGAGAACUUUAACCUGAAGCUGCGCAUUUACUUCAUGGAGGAGCGCAUGCAGCAGAAAUGUGACGACUCCACCGAGGACAUAUUUAAAACGAACAUUGAGCUGAAGGUGGAGUUGGAGUCUAUGAAGAGGGACCUGGCAGAGAAACAAGAACUGCUGGUGUCUGCAUCGAAAGCGUUGGAAAGUCUGGCUGGUCGAGAAUCAGGAGAAUCCCAGCGUUCGAGAGAAAAAGCUCAGAGAGAGAUGGAUGCGGUCCGAGAUGCAUUUAACAAGAGGAUAGCUGACUUAGAACAGUGUCUGCAAACAGCUCAGGAAGAGGUUGGGGAUAUGGCAGCCAUUGCUGAGCAGCAGAAGUGCAAGAACAUUAACAUGGAGAAGCAGCUCCAAGCCCUGGGUCUACCAAGCAGCUUCACCCCUAUCGCAGUCCCCAGUGCAAUCCACGACCUGCAGCAGGCCCUGCAGGAAAAAGACAACAUUAUCGAGCAACUCAAGAUUACUGUAAAGAACCAAGAGGCUUGGAUCAAUCAUAAGAAAAGUUCGUACCAACAGAUGGAGAAACCAUCAUCUGAUCAUCUUAAACAGUUGUCUGAGCUCAUUUCCAAGAAAGACCAGGAACUGGAGGCAUUGAGGGACGAGCUACAUAACAAGGAGGACAGAGGCCAACCUGACCCCCAGAGUGACGUUAGCCGAUUGGAGUCUGUCAAUAAACACCUGACUGAAGAGCUCACACAGACAAAAAGCACCAACGAGAACCUGACAAAAAUACUGGAUGAAAUCCAAACUCAGUACAAGAGCCUGUCAGGGAACUUGGAGCAGAAAGAGAUUGAACUCAGCUUGGAGGAGAAAAAUUCUCUGAAGCGAGACAAAACAAUCCAGGGGUUGACUCUGGUCCUCAGAGAAAAGGAAAAAGAGAUUGCAGAGCUCUGUCAUGAGAUCGAGGACAGGGAUGACGCUCUAUCCAAGGCUAGAGAAGCAGCACAUAAAGCUCAACUUCAGAAAUACCAGGGAGCAGAGGAACACCAAAACCUAUUAAUGUCAAAACAAACAGAGCUGUCCCAUCUCCAGGGGGAACACCAUGUCAAAGUGCUUGAAGCACAAAAGCUACAGCGUGCCCUGGACAGAAAGGAGCAAGAGCUGGCUGACUUGCAGCAGGCAAAGGACCAACUGGAGGUAGAAUUGGAGGACCUGCAACAGCAUAAGAAGAAAGGAGACAAAGCCCUGAAUGAUCUCAACAAUCAGCUGAAGAAGCUAAGCGGUGAGAUUGGGGAGAGGGAGAGUGCUCUGGAGCAGCAGUACGAGGAGCUGCUGGAUCAAACCAAUAGAAAAGUGCAGGCCCAUGAGGUCACCAUCCAGCGGCUGACAUCCACCCUGACUGAUAAAGAGCAACAGCUACAGGAGUACAUAAAUAUGUUCAGAGAUUUUGAGCAAAGCAAAAGCCCAGGAGGAAACGACAAUGUGCUUUCCAAGCUGCGGCAGAGACUGAAAGAAAAGGAGAAGGCUCUGGAGCAAGCGCUGGAUGAGAAGUUUGCUGCCAUUGAAGAGAAAGACAAUGAGAUUCACCAGCUGCAGCUGUCUCUAAGGGAGAAGGAAAGAGACCUGGACAGGCUAAAUAACUUGCUAUCUCACAACGAGGAAACAAUCAAUAGUUUCGAUAGUCUGAUUAAAGAGAAGGAUGUGGAGCUGCAGCAUCUUGUAAAUACACUCAAGAACCUUCAGAGAGCUAAGCAAGAUGUAGAAGAUAACCUGAACAGGUCACUGAGGGAGAAGGACUCCAUCAUCAGCCAGCUACAGCUCUCCCUGGAGGGCAAGACAAAGGACAUGGAGGAAAUGGCCAAAUCUGUGCUAAGCCAGUCACAAACGAAUGCACAUGACCUUGCUGAACAGAUGGGCCAGAGGUUAAAAGUCACAGAGGUUAUGUUGGCUGAGGCUGUUAAAGCCAGGGAAAGGCUGGUUGCAGACAAUGAGAGCGCCGUGGAAGGUCUGUUGGCUACAAUCAGCAGCAAGGACCAACUUCUCAAGGAGUCAGCUGAACACUACAACCGCAUGUUGUCUGAGCGUAACCAAGACAUUCAGCAACUGAAGAGGCAGCUUUCCGACAGGCAGCAGGAGCUUGCCACUGCUGACAAGCAAAGCUCUGUUAGAGCCCAGGAGGAUUGUUUAGAGACUGCAAACCUCCGAGUACUGCUUGCUGAAAAAGACAGCCACAUCAACAUACUUCUGCAGCAUGGUCGGGAGAGAGACCAGUUUCAGGCAGAGCCGGAUCGUGUGUUGGAGCUCAGACAAACUAUCCAAUUCAUGCAGGAGAAGUUGGAAGAGAGGGAUGCUGAGCUGUAUAGAAGGAACGGUGAGGAUAAUGUGGAAAACGUUCCAUUCUCCAAGAAGACCGUCGUCAUCCUGAAGACAGAGCUAGCACAGAAAACCGAGGCACUGAACAAAGCCCUGAAGAGGGAGAAUGAACUGAAGAUCUCAUUGGCGGAGCUACAGUCUUUACUGUCUGAGCUGGAGGGUCGCAGUGAAGGUCAGACUGCUAGUAUUGACUCGCUGACUUCCACUCUGAAGACCAAGGAUGAGAUUAUCAAUGAUCUUCACCAGCGCCUUGGGCAGAGGGGGGACAGUCGGGGUGAUCAUAUGCAUAAUCAGGUUAUUGGCUCUGGCGUGGAGAGAUCAUUCCCUGGACUCCCACAAAGAGAAAGAACUUUGAUCGGCGGAGACAGCCAGCAGGAGGCUUUGCCCAACCUUGUAGCCCUGCAACAGGAACAUGAUGCUCUGAACAAAGCCCUGAGAGCUGAACAACAGCUCUACUCCAGCCUGGUCAGGACUGUAAAAGAGCAGGACAGUGCCCAGCGUUUCCACGCCCUGCAGCUGGAACUGACGGCAGUGCAGCUCCUCAGGCAGCAGCUAGAGGAGAACAUCAAAACUAAUGAGGAGCUCAGGGAUGACUUGGAGAGAGAGAUACACAGAGCCAAACUCGGAGAAGGCUUGGACCUCACUGAUCCUAAAGAAGUCGAGCGCAUGAGACAUCAGCUCGAAGACGCACAGCGCUGGAAUGCCUCUCUGCAGGCUCGCUUAGGAGCCAUCCAGAACCGUGGAGGGGGCGUCGGUGGGGCCAAUGAUGGCGGCGACACUUUGAGUUUCAUUGGCGAUCAGACUUCCUACAUGAGUAUAUGUGUGGGGGAGGGGCAGGAUGACAGCUUGUGUCAACUCUCUCCACAAGAGCUAAAGCAGAAGGUGGUGGGCCUGCAGGAUUGUGUAAGCAGACUUCAGACUGUAAACAACGACUUGCACAGCCGACUGUCGCUGUUGGAUAAGUCAGAGCAUGAUGCCUCCAACAAGGGGGGAACAGACGUGGUCAGCCCCUGGAAUCAGCAGCUAAAGAAGACGCACAGUGACAGGAAGCAUCACCCUGGUAAUGACAAAGAGAGCCAGACAGACAUCAAACUAGGACAGAUGGUGUCUGGAAAACAAUUUGGUAAUGUGAGUAUGGACAGUGGCCUCGGCCAGAGUAGAGAACAUCCUCAGUCUGGCAACAACACUUUGGACCCUGGAGAGAGAGAACAGAAGAAAGGAGAUGUAAUGGCACUAAAAUCCCUGCUGACUGAUUGUGGGGCUACAUCAGUCUCACACCUCAGAGAGAAGCUGCUCAGACUGACAUCAGAAAAUGUGGCGCUGCGGGGUCUACUGAAGGAACAAAAAUCUGCAGAGUGUAAAGAAAAAGAGAGCACGGAUGCCUCAGGGAACAGCAGUGAUGGACAGGCUGAAUUGAGGCAGAGUAUGGAAACACUGCUUGUCGAGGUGUCAAAUGAAAAGGGAGAGAAGAACUCCCAUGAAGUGCCAGAUGGAGAGGCUCCUGUCACAACAGAGGUAGUUGUCAGCACUGCCGGGGGGAUGGAAAGGCCAAAAACUAAAGGACCAGGCCAGCCACACAUCGAGAGUGGAAAGCAUGGGGCUGGGCUCAAAUCUCGCCUUCCUAUUCCCCUGAGACUCAGAGGGGAGACUGGCAGCAGCAGCAGCAGCAGGCAGUCUCCUAGACCUGAUGACCUGAGAACUGACGCACUUCCAUACCCUCAUUCGGAUGAUGUGUUUGGGUCUGAUCAGCAAUUGCACGCAGAUGCGGACUUCUCAAUAUCUCCACAGCAAAGCACUUCCACUGCACAGAAUAGCAGUGGUUCAGCAGGGUUGGACAACACCCAGGCUGACUCUGUGCUUUUCGCUCAGCUGGAGCUCCUCCACCAGGAGUGUCAGGAGAAAGAAGCCCUGAUCAACAAGCUCAGUGAGCAGCUUGCUGAUUGGGAAGAGCUCCACACUCAGCUUCAGGAAAAGGAACAGCUUAAUCACCAGUAUGUUGAGGCCCUACAGGCUGCGGAAUCAACUAUUGCUUACCUGACUGCCUGCAGUCUGGACAACCAGGGAGGAUUUGGGUCACACACCAGUUUGGGUGGAGGUUCUGGUUCUGUGGGUUCAGAUGCUGCCCUCCACAGUCGAUGCAUGGAGCUGCAGAAAGCCCUACAGGACAAGGAGGAGACUAACAACCAGCUUAUUGAGCUUGUGAACAUGGCAGAGAAAGCCAUCACCUGCUCCAACAGCCAGGAAAAGAAUCCAGAAAUCAGGGAUCUUUGCUUACAGAUAGAUGGGGCCCUACAGCAGGUAAAAGCAUCCUCCAACAGAGACAGCCCAAGAGGUGUUUCUGGAGGCACUAACGCCUCAAUGCAGGAGAUGCAACGGCAAACAGACUCUUUGCAGGAGGCACUUUGGGAGCAGAACAGGCUCAAUGCAGAGCUGAGGGAGAAACUGAGGGAUGCAGAACAGGGCUACAACAGUAACAGUGCUGGCCAGGAUGGUAAACGUUCAAGGCAGAUAGCAGAGAAGGGCUCAGAGGAACACAAUGGGGCAAUGGGAAGUUCUGGUGACACUAGUUUAACUCAGGAUUUGACAGAAGCUGUAAUGAACUGCCUUAGUGCAACUGAGUGUGCCAUUGCCUCUCUAGCAGAACACUGUACAAAUCCUGGCUCCCUGACUUCUGCUAGAUCAUCACAGAUCAGCUCUGACCUGCAGAUGAAUUUAAGCAAACUUCAGAGAGCCCUGCAAGAGAGGGAAGAACUGGGAGAAUCCACCAAGAUAAAAACAACCAAAUCCAGCAGCAACUGUUCCACCGCUGCAGCUGGAACCAAGGGACAACUUACCAGAGACCUCCAUCAAAAUCUCUGUCUCCUCUGCAAGGUCUUCACUGAUCUCUCUCACAGGAUUUCUGAAAUGAAGACUUCUUUAAAAGAAGAGAAAGGCCGUAGAGAGGAGUGCGAGUCCCACAGGACAGUGCAGGAUGGAAAGGGAUUACCACCAAAUGUUCAGGCCCAGCUAGAGUCUCUCCACAAGGCACUGAGAGAGAAGAAGAAAGCAUGUAAAAGCCUGGAGGAGAAACUAGCCACCGCUCUUACCGAUACAACCUCCCCUCAAACUGCACGGAAAGCUCUGGAGCAGGAUGACAAAGGCGUGCAGGUGGAUUUGCAAGACCUGGGUUACGAAACCAGUGGAAAGAGUGAGAACGAUAGGGAAGAGAGCAGUAGCACAGAUCUAGAGGUUGGCGUGAACCCGAGUUGUAGUGCCUCUAGCCUGCCUUCCCUGCUGAAGCACGAACAGGCCACCUUCUCCUCCACUGAAAACCUGGACUCAACCUCAAGCACACCAUAUCCAAGUUCCCCAGCUCUCAGCUCAGCCAUGGUCAGUCUGAAAAGCCUUCAGGUCUAUGACGAGUACGGUGUUUCUGAAAAUCCUCUCCAGCUUCAGGGACAAGUGAGAGAGCUGAAGGUCCAGCUGGAAAACCAGACCAAACUCAUCCUCCAAAUGCAAAACCUUCUGCGUAGGAACUCCCUCUCCAGUGACCUUAUUGCCAACGCCUCUGACCACUCCGCUGUCAUCAGGGAUCAAGAAGGGACACGGAAAGAGGAGCGUUGCCAGGAUAGUAGCUACAGAACUGUGCAGCAAAGGGAGAAAAAGGAGGGAGAGAACCAGGCGAUGAAGGAUAAAACCAGCCGUCUGAAUGUGGACCAGGAAGGAGAGAGGACACUGAACAAAAGCAUUACCGAACAUCUGCCACAGACCCGCAGCUGCUCGACAUCACCUGCUCGACUGGACUCUCUGGUGCAGUCCCAAGCCAGGGAGCUGUCACAACUGAGGCACCAGAUCAAGGAGAGCCGGGGACUGGGAGCCCUGCAGCGCCGACAGCUGGAGGAGCUGAGCAAUGCCUUCAAGGAGCUGCUGCAGGCCAGCAAAGUCGACUUCUACAUGGGGGAGGUGGUCAAAGAGCAGCUGGACAAGAGCCUGAAUCUGCUGGACAGGCUGGAGGGACGGCUGGACAAAGGAGACUCUCAUCUGGAUAAUGAGGAUGUGGCGGCUCUGGAACUGUCUCGCAGGUUGGCUAAAGAGCUGCAGGAGAAGAACCGUGUCAUCCAGGCCCUGCAGAGCCAGAUCAGAAGCCAAAGUCCCAGCAGCCACCACAGCUCUCACUCUGACCUGUACCACUCUGACAGGACCUCUUCCUACUGCCAUAGCCCACAAGGUGGCAGUCGAUCUCCAAGCCAGCGACACUCCUCUGAUUGGAUGGGAGCAGCUGUUCCACCUGUAGGUGGAGCUCAGGUGGAAGGUUUGUCCAGUCACAGGGGGGGUGCCAGCAGACUGCAGGGCCUGCAGAGGGAGAACGGGCGACUGCAGGAGCAGCUGAGAGGCAAAGAGGAGCUCAACUCCACCCUGCGCACUGAGCUGGAGCUGCAUCGAUCUAUUAUUUCCCAAAACAGCCCGUUCCAUCAGAAACAGGAUCAGGGCCAGGACAGGCAGGGGUCAGGGCCUCACACAGAAGCUCAUAAAGUCGACACUGCCCCAAAGACUUCUCACGAGCAGCACAGCACGAUGAACUCAGACCUGCUGGCAGAACAUCUGCAGGAGAUUCGAGCUCUGCGACAACGUCUGGAGGAGAGCAUCUGCACCAACGACCGUCUCAGGGAGCAGCUGGAGAGGAGACUGGCCGAGGUGGAGAAAGACCCAGCAGCCACCAACAUCUUCAUCCAUGGCAAUGAGGAGCCGGGGCAUCUGGCCAAUGAAGUGCGAUUUCUCAGGGGACAAAACCAAGCCCUGAAGGAAGAGCUCAACCAGGGGUCUCGAGACAAGCAGAGGGAGAACGAGAAGCUACGCGAGUCUCUGGCCAGACGGACGGCCAAACUGGAGCAGAGCAAGAAGGAGUCUGAAGCACUGAGGCAGGAAAACAACCGACUUCAGGAGAGGCUGGAGCACAUUAGCCAAGAAAACUCAGAGCUGCAGGAUUCACUGCACUACAGCAAAGAGGAGCUGCAUAGGUUGCAGUGUGAGGUGAAGCUCCAGAGGCAGCAGCUGUCUGACUGCCAGCAUCUCCUCCAGUCACUGCGAGUGGAGCUGCAAGUUCAUGAAAAGAUCGAGACUGAUAAUCAUAAACACAACGCAGAAUCCAGUGAGACAAACCAGGAGCCACUUCCUGUCCCGUCCUCCGGCUCCGUGGACCUGAGCGAGCUGCUGACGGAGAUCCGACACCUGCGGCUGCAGCUGGAGCGGAGCAUCCAGACCAACACGGCUCUGAGGCAGCGACUGGAGGAGCAGCUGCUCCGAGGACCCAACCGCUCGGAAACCAUCAACAUCAACUACCUGCUGUCUUCUCCAGAUGAAGGGAACAGGUCACCGGGUCAUGAAGGCUGUGAUCUCCAUCACUCAUUUCAGUCUCACAACGAACGUACCAAUGUCCUGGAUGAGAAGCGUCGUGCUCGUUCAGACGUGGACGGCGGCUCCUUCAGCAGCAGCUCUGGUGAGUCCUGCGCUCUGUCCCGUCUGGUGCCGGGUCACAGGAUGUGGGCCAAUCGCAGCGGCCGCCACGUCUUAGGUCUGAUCGAGGACUACAACGCCCUGAGGAAGCAGAUCUCAGACGGUCGUAAGCUGUCGCGCAGCAUGGACUCACAACUGCAGGAGUGUCUGCACACAGUCAGGCAGCAGGGCUCUGACAACAAGGUGAUGGAACAGCAGCAUCUGAAGGGUUUGACCAGCAGCACGAACACCAUGCAGCAUGUGUUGGAGGAGGCCGGUCGACUGCUCAAACUGGUUUGGAGAGUCUCUCUGCCAGCUGGGAACACAGCAGGGGACAGCGGCAGCAACCAGCAGCAGGACGAGCUGUUGAAAAACGAGAUCGCCCGACUGAAAAGCCGUCUGUCGCAGCAGGAGCGGCUGCUGAGUGGAGCCGUGAAGCGCCUCCGCAGCACCAACCACCUCAAAGAGGGAAUGGAGCGGGUCAUCAUCGACCAGCUGUCUCUAACUCAUGGAGUGUUGAAGAAAGCCAGGGGGAACCUAGAGGAGGUUCCAGUCACUGGCCAGUAGGGGGCACUAGAGAGCCUGAGCGGAGGAGUGCAACCGUUUCCAGAAUCACUGCAGGAAGACACUCGGAGUCCUCAGAUGAUACCUCUCUGCACUGCAGCUUCUAAACCUGCUGGUUCAUCUGCUUCCUGCUCAUCAGGCGUCAUCCUGCUGUAAACAGUCACCUUACUCUCCAGAUGUCAAAGCCUUUUUCUAUCUUAUUUGCACAAAACCCGCCUAUAAGUUGAUUUAUAUUUAGGUACUGAAGUUGUAAAAGUUUUUAUCGUCAAAGAAAAUGCCUUUGUAAAUAGUGUUUCCUGCAUUUUAAAAUGUUUUCUUUUAUAUGAUGUUAUGAGAACAGGAAAUGUAUUUUAUUACUCUUUGUUUUUGCCUGACAGUUUAUGUAUGGGAUGGUUCGGGCGACUGUCAUGAGAAAGAAUCUUUUGCAAAUGCAGUAAAGAAAAAGGUUGAAACCCA
Messenger RNA from Limanda limanda (common dab), 9137 nucleotides. RefSeq names its product CDK5 regulatory subunit associated protein 2 (gene cdk5rap2). Bases 111 to 8684 code for a protein of 2857 amino acids. The record is from RefSeq and is a predicted model, not a curated record. The transcript has 50 exons. Gene Ontology annotation, cellular component: microtubule organizing center. NCBI's taxonomy places the organism in Eukaryota, Metazoa, Chordata, Actinopteri, Pleuronectiformes, Pleuronectidae.